Molecule: messenger RNA, 2549 nt
Organism: Leptidea sinapis
Lineage: Eukaryota; Metazoa; Arthropoda; Insecta; Lepidoptera; Pieridae
Gene: Trxr1
Product: thioredoxin reductase 1, mitochondrial
Exons: 9
Coding region: 245-1789 (514 amino acids)
Biological process (GO): cell redox homeostasis; cellular response to oxidative stress; glutathione metabolic process
Cellular component (GO): cytosol; mitochondrion
Molecular function (GO): flavin adenine dinucleotide binding; glutathione-disulfide reductase (NADPH) activity; thioredoxin-disulfide reductase (NADPH) activity
Source: RefSeq, a predicted model, not a curated record
UUCGAGUUUUAGUAGGUAUUUAAAACCUUACUGCUGUCUCUUUCUCACAUUUAUCUACUGUGAACUGUGAAAAAAUAGUGAACUGUGAAGUCAGAAGUGUUUAGUGUGAUUUGUGAACAACUUCUACAAUUUACAUAAAUAUUACUACUAAUCAGUACCUACUCAGUUUGAGUUCAGUUAUUACCACAGAACACGUUAUUAGUUAUUACUUAUUCGUUCGUCUGUAGUGAACAAUUAUCAAAACAUGGCACCGAUAGGAUGGAUGUGUUGUAGCCGUAAGACUAAAUCAGUAAGCCCCAUAAGCCCACUUGACAAAGAUGGGACAUAUGAUUAUGAUUUGGCGGUGAUUGGUGGUGGUUCUGGAGGUCUUGCCUGUGCUAAAGAAGCAGUAAAUCAGGGUGCUCGAGUUGCUGUGUUAGAUUAUGUGACACCCUCGCCACAAGGUACAAAAUGGGGUCUCGGAGGGACAUGUGUAAAUGUUGGGUGUAUUCCAAAGAAGUUGAUGCAUCAGGCUGCAAUUCUAGGAGAGAGUAUACAUGAAUCAGUAGCAUAUGGCUGGGAAGUGCCUUCAUUAGAUCAGAUUAAAAUUAACUGGUCGGCACUGACACAGGCCGUGCAAAAUCAUAUUAAGUCUGUAAACUGGGUAACUAGGGUGGACUUGAGAGAUAAGAAAAUUGAGUACAUAAAUGGCUUAGGAGAGUUCAAAGAUAAGCAUACUAUUGUUGCAACACUCAAGAAUGGAAGUAAGAAGGAGUUAACGGCAAAGAAUAUUGUGAUAGCUGUCGGUGGACGACCCCACUACCCAGACAUACCCGGAGCCUUGGAGUACUGUAUUACCAGCGAUGAUGUAUUCAGCUUGGGUCAUCCUCCAGGCAAGACCCUCGUUGUUGGAGCUGGAUAUAUUGGUCUUGAAUGUGCCGGCUUUCUCAACUCCUUGGGCUACCCAACAACAGUGCUAAUCCGUUCGGUGCCGUUGCGUGGUUUCGAUCAACAGAUGGCGAGCAUGGUCACCAACGAGAUGGAGGAGAAGGGUGUGAAGUUGUUCCACAAGUGUGUGCCGCUAUCAGUCGAAAAACUUGAAUCGGGCCAGUUGAAGGCUAGAUGGGUUAACAACGAAACUAAGGAACAAGCGGAAGAUGUCUUCGACACAGUGCUAAUAGCGACCGGGCGGUAUGCACUCACAAAGAACCUACAUUUGGAGGCAGCUGGAGUGUUGAGUUUAUCGGAGAACGGUAAGAUCGUAGCUGAGACGGAGCAGACGAACGUGCCUCACAUAUACGCUGUAGGGGACGUGCUGGAGGGACGGCCAGAGCUGACGCCGGUGGCCAUCCACGCGGGCCGCCUGCUGGCGAGGCGUCUGUUCGCGGGAGCGACGCAGCUCAUGGACUACGACAACGUGGCCACCACGAUCUUCACGCCGCUGGAGUACGGCUGCGUGGGCCUGAGCGAGGAGACGGCUGUGGCUAGGUUUGGGUCGGAGAACAUUGAGGUGUACCACGCUUACUACAAGCCGACCGAGUUCUUCAUUCCGCAGCGCAACAUUCGCAAUUGUUACCUGAAGGCGGUGGCGCUCCGCGAAGCGCCGCAGCGGAUCCUGGGGCUGCACUUCGUUGGUCCCGUAGCGGGGGAGGUCAUACAGGGCUUCGCAGCUGCCAUGAAAUGCGGCAUAACCAUGGAGCAAUUGAUGAAUACCGUUGGAAUCCAUCCCACGGUAGCCGAGGAGUUCACGCGGCUGAACAUUACCAAGCGGUCCGGCAAGGAUCCCAACCCAGCUUCAUGCUGCAGUUAAAUCCUAACCUAACUCAUUGUCGGCCAUCUUGUGUCCGCCAUUUUGUUUUUUCAAUUCACUUCCACCAUUCACAAUGUUGUUGCAUUUUACAUUAAUUUGAGAUAUUUCAUAAUUUUAUACUGAACACAAUCGGUGAUGGCGGAAGCACUCCAGUGCUUAAAUUGAACCUGAAUUGAUUACACAUGUAUCCAUUUACAUUUCUGAUGGCAUGAUAGCGAACUCUGAUCGUGUUCGCACGAAAUAAUUCAAUAAGUAGAUAUGUAUUACUGAAUCUAAUUGUCAAAUUCGAAAGAUCAUUAGAUAAUCUGUGUCCAUAUAAAGUAUUAAACAAUACUAAAAUAGCUAUUUAUCUAAUUGUUGUGAAAUCUGUGUUUAGUUGUGGAUGUUUAGACAAUUGCACAUUUAUUUAUUGGUGCUCUUUAAGCCUUGUUGUUAAAAUGUAAUGAAAAUUGUUAACACUUUACUCAUAUGAAUACAGUUCAAAUUAUUCCAUAUACAUGUUUAUAGAAAACAUUAUGUAUGAGUUUGUGAUGUAGUUUUAUCAGUUGGCAGUACUGUCAAUCACUAAUGUCAACUAUAUUUAAGGAAACAAAGCACUUUUUUAAUUCUAUCUAAAUUAAUUCAUAGUUACAAAGACCCAGUAUUAGUAAUAUGUAGUAAUGUCUCGCAUUAAAUGUGUGCUGUGACAUUCCAGUUGCAUUCAGGAAGGGGUAAUUACGACAUGUCUAAUUAUGGUUUACAAUAAAGUGAUAUAUUUGUA